Molecule: messenger RNA, 1749 nt
Organism: Chanos chanos (milkfish)
Lineage: Eukaryota; Metazoa; Chordata; Actinopteri; Gonorynchiformes; Chanidae
Gene: mutyh
Product: mutY DNA glycosylase
Exons: 15
Coding region: 1-1566 (521 amino acids)
Biological process (GO): mismatch repair; base-excision repair
Cellular component (GO): nucleus
Molecular function (GO): 4 iron, 4 sulfur cluster binding; 8-oxo-7,8-dihydroguanine DNA N-glycosylase activity; oxidized purine DNA binding
Source: RefSeq, a predicted model, not a curated record
AUGAGCAGGUUGAGAUCCGCAAUACACAAAGGAAAGAGAGCGACGCUUGAGAAUACGGAGGCCGUGAAGUCCCCAAAGAAGAAACUCAAACAAGUAGUUAAAGAAGAGUCCUCAGAAACCAGUGCCUCAGCAUACCAUUUCUUCGAAGAUCCAAAUGAGGUCUUGUCUUUUCGCACCCAGCUUCUCGGCUGGUAUGACCAGACGAAGAGAGAGCUACCCUGGAGGACUCUGGCCAUAACAGAGCCAGACGUUAAUAUCAGGACAUACGGAGUUUGGGUCUCAGAAAUUAUGCUACAACAGACUCAAGUUGCAACGGUGAUUGACUAUUACAACAAAUGGAUGAAAAAGUGGCCAACGGUGGAAAAACUUGCAACAGCAACACUGGAGGAGGUGAAUCAAAUGUGGGCAGGUCUUGGAUAUUACUCACGAGGACGGAGGCUGCAUGAAGGGGCCCAAAAGGUAGUUUCUGAGUUGGGUGGUAGAAUGCCCAGGACCACAGAGGAACUUCUGAAGCAGCUUCCAGGGGUGGGACGCUACACAGCAGGAGCCAUUGGCUCCAUAGCACUAGGGCGGGUGACAGGCGCAGUGGAUGGAAAUGUGAUUCGUGUCCUCUGUCGAGUUCGAGCCAUUGGGGCAGACAGCACAAGUCAAUCAGUGACUGAGGCGUUAUGGAGGAUAGCUGAUACUCUAGUGGAUCCUGAGAGACCAGGGGACUGCAACCAGGCAAUGAUGGAGCUUGGUGCUAGAGUAUGCACCCCUAAAAGUCCUCUUUGUAACCAGUGUCCUAUUAAGAAUAGCUGCCAUGCCUUGAGGAAGGUGAGCAUCAAACAAGAGGAGGAUUCAAAGAGACUUUUCGGUAAAUUAGACAGAAAGACCAACCGUUCUGUUCCCGACAUAGAGAACUGUAUGACAGCAGGAGGGUGUAACCUUUGCCUCCCCGAACCCUGGGACAGUCAGUUGGGGGUGCAAAACUACCCCAGGAAACCAGCCAAAAAAGCACCUCGCACGGAGCGCGCUCUGGUCUGUGUGGUGGAGCGUCAGAGUGCUGAAACGGAGAACGAAUUCCUGCUCACACAAAGACCAAACAAAGGAUUGCUCGCAGGGAUGUGGGAUUUUCCCUGUGUACUCCUGGAAGAUGAAAUUCCAGAGAGUAAACAUACAGUCGUAUUGUUUGAGGAGGUGAAAAAAAUGCUGGGAAUAUCGUUCAGUAAACUGCCCCUCACGUUUUUGGGAGAGUUGGUCCAUAACUUCUCCCAUAUUCACCAGACAUACAUUGUCUACAAAAUGUUUAUCCCAGACUGCGUAGGUGAUGGACAACAGAAGAUGCGCUGGAUCUCAAAAGCAGCAUUACAGGAAGCAGCUGUGUCCACAGCAGUAAAGAAGAUAAUGCAGCUUUAUGAGACUACAGAGAAUACAGUCAAAUCUGACAAUAAGAAUAAGAAGCAAAAGGGAAGCUUUGAUGGUGAGAAAAAUAAGCAGCAGAGAUCGAAGAAAGCUAAGGACAGUGCUCCUAACGGAGGGCCAAAACAGCUUUCUCUGAGUCAGUUCUUUACCCCCUCAAAAUAAGUGGAGAGCAAGCAGAUGAAUUCCUAACUGUCGCUGUUUUGUUUUUUUUAAUAGAAUGAGUGGAAAAUGAAAUGUAUUAUGUAUAACGGUUUACCUUUUAAUAUGUAAAUGGGGUCUCGACCAAUCUGUCCAUAUUCUUGUGCUCCACAAAACCCCGCAGUGUUUUAGCUUCCUGAAGACUGA